AAGCAAAUAACUGCAUUGCCUUGAGUUUGUAGGUGCCUCUACUACUCUGGGAAAAUGGCAGAUGAUGAAGAAUAUGAGGAGGUGGUGGAGUAUUACACAGAGGAGACAAUCUAUGAGGAGGUGCCAGGAGAGACAAUAACAGAAAUCUAUGAAACUACUACAACAAGGACAACAACAUCUGACUAUGAGCAAUCGGAACCUUCCAAACCAGCACUGGCACAGCCAGAACCCGCAAAGCCAGUGGAGAGGAAGAAGGUCAUCCGGAAGAAAGUGGACUCUUCCAAGUUCAUGACUCCCUAUAUUGCACACAGUCAGAAAAUGCAGGAUCUUUUUAGCACAAAUAAAUAUAAAGAGAAUUAUGAGAAAGCAAAAGGACAGCCAACUGCCAUCACCACUGAUACUCCAGAACUUCGCAGGAUCAAGAAAGUACAGGAUCAACUCAGUGAGGUUAAGUAUCGAAUGGAUGGUGAUGUUGCUAAAACUAUCUGUCAUGUAGAUGAAAAAGCCAAGGACAUUGAACAUGCAAAGAAAGUGUCGCAGCAAGUCAGCAAGGUUUUAUACAAGCAGAACUGGGAAGACACCAAGGAUAAGUACCUGCUUCCCCCUGAUGCCCCUGAACUUGUCCAGGCCGUCAAGAACACAGCCAUGUUCAGUAAGAAACUGUACACUGAAGACUGGGAAGCUGACAAAAGCUUGUUUUACCCAUAUAAUGAUAGCCCGGAGCUGAGAAGAGUUGCCCAAGCCCAGAAAGCUCUCAGUGAUAUUGCUUAUAAAAAAGGACACACUGAACGGCAAACUCAAUUCACAUCUCUACCAGAUCCUCCAGAUAUAGAAUUUGCCAAGAAAGUAACCAAUCAAGUGAGCAAGCAAAAAUACAAGGAGGACUAUGAAAAUAAAGUCAAAGGCAAAUGGAGUGAGACACCUUGCUUUGAAAUUGCAGCUGCCAGAAUGAAUGCUGAUAAUUUCAGUGCAAGGAAGUACCAGGAAGACUUUGAAAAUAUGAAAGACCAGAUCUACUUCAUGCAGACUGAAACACCAGAGUAUAAAGUGAAUAAACAAGCUGGAAUGACAGCUAGCAAGGUAAAAUACAAAGAAGACUAUGAAAAGAGUAAAGGAAAAGCAGAUUAUAAUGUACUUCCUGCUACAGAGAACCCGCUGCUCAGGCAGCUGAAGACAGCAGGAGAUGUCCUAAGUGAUAAACUAUACAAGGAAAACUAUGAAAAGACAAAGGCAAGGAGCAUGAAUUACUGCGAGACCCCCAAGUUUCAGCUCGAUACAGUUCUGCAGAACUUCAGUAGUGAUACUAAAUAUAAAGAUUCCUACUUAAAGAACAUUUUGGGACAUUAUGUGGGCAGUUUUGAGGACCCAUAUCAUACACACUGCAUGAAAAUCUCAGCUCAAAACAGUGAUAAAAACUACAAAGCAGAAUAUGAAGAGGACAGAGGUAAAUGCUUCUUUCCCCAGACCAUAACGCAAGAAUAUGAAACAAUCAAGAAGCUAGAUCAGUGUAAAGAUCAUACAUACAAAGUCCAUCCAGAUAAGACAAAAUUCACUCAAGUUACUGACUCUCCUGUUAUGGUGCAAGCCCAAGUCAAUACCAAACAACUGAGUGAUCUAAAUUACAAAGCAAAACACGAAACUGAAAAGUCCAAGUACCACAUACCUCCAGAUACUCCUGCCCUUUUGCAGCACAAAGUUAAUGCCUAUAACCUAAGCGAUAAUGUAUACAAGCACGACUGGGAGAAGAGCAAAGCUAAGAAAUUCGACAUUAAAGUGGAUGCCAUUCCCCUGCUCGCAGCCAAGGCCAACAGCAAGAUUGCUAGCGAUGUGAUGUACAAGAAAGACUAUGAGAAAAGCAAAGGGAAGAUGAUUGGAGCCCUGAGCAUUAAUGAUGAUCCCAAGAUGCUGCACUCUCUGAAGACGGCCAAAAACCAGAGUGAUAGAUUAUACAGGGAAAACUAUGAGAAGACAAAGGCAAAGAGCAUGAAUUACUGUGAGACUCCCAAAUACCAACUUGAUACUCUGCUGAAGAGCUUCAGUGAGGCUAAGUAUAAAGAUUCUUAUGUACAGAAUGUUUUGGGACAUUACAUAGGCAGCUUUGAGGACCCAUAUCAAAUACACUGCAUGAAAGUUUCAGCUCAAAACAGUGAUAAAAAUUAUAAAGCAGAAUAUGAAGAAGAUAGAGGGAAAUGCUAUUUCCCUCAGACAAUAACACAAGAAUAUGAAGCAAUCAAGAAGUUAGAUCAGUGUAAAGACCAUACCUACAAAGUUCAUCCAGAUAAGACCAAAUUCACAGCUGUUACUGAUUCUCCUGUACUAUUGCAAGCUCAGCUCAACACAAAGCAACGUAGUGAUCUGAAUUACAAAGCAAAACAUGAAGGUGAGAAGUUCAAGUGCAAUGUACCAGCAGAUGCACCAGAGUUUAUCCAACAUAAAGUCAAUGCCUAUAAUUUGAGUGAUAAUGUAUAUAAACAGGACUGGGAGAAGAGCAAAGCUAAGAAAUUUGACAUUAAAAUGGAUGCCAUUCCCCUACUGGCAGCCAAGGCCAACAGCAAGAUUGCUAGCGAUGUGAUGUACAAGAAAGACUAUGAGAAAAGCAAAGGGAAGAUGAUUGGAGCCCUGAGCAUUAAUGAUGAUCCCAAGAUGCUGCACUCUCUGAAGACGGCCAAAAACCAGAGUGAUCGUGAAUAUCGUAAAGAUUAUGAAAAGUCAAAAACAAUCUACACAGCACCUCUUGACAUGCUCCCAGUCACUCAAGCUAAGAAAUCUCAGGCAAUUGUCAGUGACGUGGACUAUAAGCACAUCUUACACAAUUACAGCUACCCGCCUGACAGCAUCAACAUGGACCUUGCAAAGAAGGCUUAUGCGCUGCAGAGUGAUGUUGAAUAUAAGGCCGACUACAACAGCUGGAUGAAAGGCUGUGGCUGGGUGCCUUUUGGGUCCUUAGAAAUGGAAAAGGCGAAGAGAGCUUCAGACAUCCUUAAUGAGAAAAAAUACCGCCAACAUCCAGACACUCUCAAGUUUACAGCAAUUGAAGAUGCUCCAAUUACAGUGCAAUCUAAAAUUAACCAGGCCCAGAGGAGUGAUAUUGCCUACAAAGCCAAAGGAGAGGAAAUUCUUCACAAAUACAGCCUACCAGUGGACUUGCCCCAGUUCGUUCAGGCUAAAGUUAACGCCUACAAUAUCAGCGAGAAUAUGUACAAAGCAGACUUGAAAGAUAUGAGCAAGAAGGGAUAUGACCUGAGAAUUGAUGCGAUUCCCAUCAAAGCUGCCAAAGCUGCCAGGCAGGCAGCAAGUGACGUUCAGUACAAAAAAGAUUUUGAAAAGGCCAAAGGGAAAAUGGUUGGUUUUCAAAGUCUCCAAGAUGAUCCUAAACUGGUUCAUUAUAUGAAUGUGGCCAAGAUACAAUCAGAACGGGAAUAUAAAAAAGACUAUGAGAAGACAAAAACUAAAUACAACACACCCCAUGAUAUGUUCAAUGUUGUGGCAGCUAAGAAAGCUCAGGAUGUUGUCAGCAAUGUCAACUAUAAGCAUCCAAUCCAUCAUUAUACAUAUCUGCCUGAUGCCAUGGACCUGGAGUUGUCUAAAAAUAUGAUGCAAAUACAGAGUGAUAAUGCCUAUAAGGAAGAUUAUAAUAACUGGAUGAAAGGUAUUGGCUGGGUACCUAUUGGCAGUCUUGAUGUAGAAAAAGUUAAGAAGGCAGGUGAUGCCCUGAAUGAAAAGAAGUACAGGCAACAUCCAGACACCCUCAAAUUCACCAGCAUCGUGGACUCCCCAGUUAUGGUCCAGGCAAAGCAAAACACACAGCAAAUCAGUGAUAUAUUGUACAAAGCUAAAGGUGAAGAUGUGAAACAUAAGUACACGAUGAGUGCUGAUCUCCCUCAGUUUGUCCAGGCAAAGUGCAAUGCUUACAAUAUAAGUGAUGUCUGUUACAAACGGGACUGGCAUGAUUUAAUAGCCAAGGGGAACAAUGUGAUGAGUGAUGCUAUUCCCAUUGCUGCAGCCAAAGCAUCAAGAAACAUCGCAAGUGAUUAUAAAUACAAGGAAGCUCAUGAAAAGUCAAAGGGAAAGCAUGUGGGUUUCAGAAGCCUCCAGGAUGAUCCCAAGCUGGUCCAUUAUAUGAAUGUAGCAAAGCUACAGUCUGAUCGUGAAUAUAAGAAAAACUAUGAGAACACUAAAACCAGCUACCACACACCCAGGGACAUGGUUAGCAUUACAGCUGCAAAGAUGGCCCAGGAUGUCGCCACCAAUGUCAACUAUAAACAGCCAAUACAUCACUACACCUACCUACCUGAUGCCAUGAGUCUUGAGCAUACCAGGAAUGCGAACCAAAUUCAGAGUGAUAAUAUUUAUAAAGAUGAGUAUAACAGCUUCUUCAAAGGCAUUGGAUGGAUCCCUAUUGGUUCUUUAGAGGUUGAGAAGGUUAAGAAAGCAGGUGAUGCCCUAAAUGAGCGGAAGUAUCGACAGCACCCAGAUACCAUCAAAUUCACAAGUGUGCCUGAUUCCAUGGGCAUGGUUUUGGCUCAGCAGAACACAAAGCAGCUAAGCGAUUUGAACUACAAGGUGGAGGGAGAGAAACUGAAGCACAAGUAUACUAUGGACCCUGAAUUGCCCCAGUUUAUCCAGGCCAAGGUCAAUGCCAUCAAUAUGAGUGAUGCUCAUUAUAAAGCAGACUGGAAGAAAACUCUUGCUAAAGGCUAUGAUUUGAGACCAGAUGCUAUUCCAAUUGUUGCUGCAAAAAGUUCAAGAAAUAUUGCUAGUGAUUUUAAGUAUAAGGAAGCUCAUGAGAAAGCCAAAGGCAAGCAUAUUGGAUUUCUCAGUCUUCAGGAUGAUCCUAAACUGGUUCACUACAUGAAUGUAGCCAAAAUACAGUCUGAUCGUGAGUACAAGAAGGGCUAUGAAGCCAGCAAGACCAGGUAUCACACACCCUUGGAUAUGUUCAGUGUGACAGCGGCUAAGAAAUCUCAGGAGGUUGCUACCAACACCAACUACAAACAACCCUUCCACAACUAUACUCUCCUGCCUGAUGCCUUGAACAUGGAACACUCUAGGAAUGCGAUGCAAAUCCAAAGUGAUAACCUGUACAAAUCAGACUUCACCAACUGGAUGAAAGGGAUCGGCUGGGUCCCCAUAGAGUCGCUGGAUGUAGAGAAAGCAAAGAAAGCUGGAGAGAUUUUCAGUGAGAAGAAGUAUCGCCAGCACCCUGAGAAGCUGAAGUUCACUUAUUCCAUGGACACAAUGGAGCAAGCACUUAACAAAAGUAAUAAACUGAAUAUGAAUAAGAGGCUUUACACUGAAAAAUGGAACAAAGACAAGACCACCAUUCAUGUCAUGCCGGAUACUCCAGACAUCGUACUCUCCAAAAUAAACCAAAUCACCAUGAGUGAUAAACUGUACAAAGCUGGCUGGGAAGAAGAAAAGAAGAAAGGCUAUGACCUGAGGCCUGAUGCUAUCCCAAUAAAGGCUGCAAAAGCCUCCAGAGACAUUGCCAGUGAUUACAAAUACAAACAAGCCUAUGAAAAAACCAAAGGAAAACACAUUGGUUUCCGGAGCCUGGAAGACGACCCCAAGUUGGUGCACUUCAUGCAGGUGGCCAAGAUGCAGUCAGACCGGGAAUAUAAAAAGGCAUAUGAACAAUCCAAGACAUCCUUCCAUACACCAGUGGACAUGUUAAGUGUGGUGGCAGCCAAGAAGUCUCAAGAAGUGGCCACCAAUGCCAACUAUAGGAAUGUGAUUCAUACCUACAACAUGCUUCCUGAUGCCAUGGGCUUCGAGUUGGCCAAAAAUAUGAUGCAGAUUCAAAGUGAUAAUCAAUACAAAGCUGACUAUGCUGAUUUCAUGAAGGGCAUAGGAUGGCUCCCCCUGGGCUCCUUAGAGGCUGAGAAAAACAAGAAAGCCAUGGAGAUUAUCAGUGAAAAGAAAUACCGUCAACACCCAGAUACUUUGAAGUAUUCCACAUUGAUGGAUUCAAUGAACAUGGUUUUGGCCCAGAAUAAUGCCAAAAUUAUGAAUGAACACCUCUACAAACAAGCCUGGGAAGCUGACAAAACCAAAGUCCACAUCAUGCCUGAUAUCCCCCAGAUUAUUUUGGCAAAAGCAAAUGCUAUUAAUAUGAGUGAUAAAAUCUACAAACUUUCUCUGGAGGAGUCCAGGAAGAAAGGCUACGAUCUCAGAACUGAUGCAAUUCCUAUCAAAUCUGCUAAGGCUUCAAGAGAUAUUGCAAGUGAUUAUAAAUAUAAAAUCAAUUAUGAAAAACAAAGGGGGAAGAUGGUUGGUUUCCGCAGUCUUGAAGAUGAUCCCAAAUUAGUCCAUUCCAUGCAAGUGGCUAAAAUGCAAUCUGAUCGGGAAUACAAGAAAAACUAUGAGAACACAAAGACCAGCUACCAUACCCCUGCAGACAUGCUCAGUGUCACAGCUGCCAAGGAUGCUCAAGCCAACAUUACCAACACAAACUAUAAGCACCUGAUCCACAAGUAUAUCCUCCUUCCAGAUGCCAUGAGUAUUGAGCUGACUAGGAAUAUGAAUCACAUACAAAGUGAUAAUGAAUAUAAGCAGGACUAUAAUGAAUGGUACAAAGGGCUUGGCUGGAGUCCAGCUGGUUCUCUAGAAGUGGAAAAAGCCAGGAAGGCAACUGAAUAUGCCAGUGAUCAGAAAUACCGCCAGCACCCUAGCAACUUCCAGUUUAAGAAGCUGACUGACUCCAUGGACAUGGUUCUUGCCAAACAGAAUGCACAGACCAUGAACAAGCACUUGUACACUAUUGAUUGGAACAAAGAUAAAACCAAGAUUCAUGUGAUGCCAGAUACACCUGAUAUUUUACAAGCCAAGCAGAAUCAAACAAUGUACAGUCAGAAAUUCUAUAAACUUGGAUGGGAAGAAGCUUUGAAGAAAGGCUAUGAUCUCCCACUUGAUGCAAUUUCUGUACAAUCAGCCAAAGCUUCAAGGGACAUUGCUAGUGAUUUUAAAUACAAACAAGGUUACCGUAAACAACUUGGCCACCAUAUUGGAUUCCGGAGUCUACAAGAUGAUCCAAAGCUUGUAUUAUCCAUGAAUGUAGCCAAAAUGCAAAGUGAAAGAGAAUACAAAAAAGACUUUGAGAAGUGGAAAACCAGGUAUACAAGCCCAGUGGACAUGCUGGGAGUGGUAUUGGCCAAGAAAUGUCAAGCCUUGGUCAGUGAUGUGGACUAUCGUAAUUACCUGCAUCAGUGGACAUGCCUACCUGACCAGAAUGAUGUUAUUCAAGCUAAAAAAGUUUAUGAACUACAGAGUGAGAAUAUGUACAAGUCUGAUCUUGAGUGGCUGAAAGGCAUAGGAUGGAGUCCCCUGGGUUCCUUGGAGGCAGAAAAAAACAAGCGAGCUUCAGAAAUUAUCAGUGAGAAGAAAUAUCGUCAGCCUGCAGACAAAAACAAGUUCACCAGCAUUCCUGAUGCCAUGGAUAUAGUUCUUGCAAAAACAAAUGCCAAAAAUAGGAGUGAUAGACUUUAUAGAGAAGCUUGGGAUAAGGAUAAGACUCAAAUUCACAUCAUGCCUGAUACACCUGACAUUAUGCUGGCUAAAGCAAACUUAGUCAAUACAAGUGAUAAAAUCUACCGAAUGGGUUAUGAGGAGUUGAAGAGAAAAGGUUAUGAUCUUCCCCUUGAUGCCAUAUCGAUCAAAACAGCCAAAGCAUCCCGUGAAAUUGCCAGCGAAUAUAAAUAUAAAGAAGGCUUUCGCAAGCAGCUGGGCCAUCACAUUGGGGCCCGGGACAUUCAGGACGACCCCAAGAUGAUGUGGUCCAUGCAUGUGGCUAAGAUCCAAAGUGACAGGGAGUACAAGAAAGACUUUGAGAAAUGGAAGACCAAGUACAACAGCCCAGUGGACAUGCUGGGAGUGGUGCUGGCCAAGAAGUGCCAGACCUUAGUCAGUGAUGUGGACUACAAGAACUACCUGCACCAGUGGACGUGCCUGCCUGACCAGAAUGACGUCAUCCAUGCUCGACAGGCCUAUGACCUCCAGAGUGAUAAUUUGUACAAGGCUGACCUUCAGUGGCUAAAAGGCAUUGGCUGGAUGCCUAGUGGUUCUCUUGAGGAUGAGAAGAACAAGAGAGCUACCCAGAUUUUAAGUGACCAUAUUUACCGUCAGCACCCAGAUAAAUUGAAGUUUUCCAGCCUUAUGGACUCCAUCCCAAUGGUUUUGGCAAAAAACAAUGCCAUUACUAUGAAUCAUCGCCUCUAUACAGAAGCUUGGGAUAAGGAUAAAACCACUGUCCACAUUAUGCCAGACACUCCUGAAGUGGUACUAGCUAAACAAAACAAAAUAAAUUACAGUGAGAAAAUAUAUAAACUUGGUUUAGAAGAAGCCAAGAAGAAAGGCUAUGACAUGAGGCUAGAUGCCAUUCCCAUCAGGGCAGCCAAGGCCUCCAGAGACAUAGCAAGUGAGUUCAAAUAUAAAGAAGGUUAUCGUAAGCAGCUUGGCCACCACAUCGGUGCCAGGGCGAUACAUGAUGACCCCAAGAUGAUGUGGUCCAUGCACGUGGCCAAGAUCCAGAGUGACAGGGAGUACAAGAAAGACUUUGAGAAGUGGAAGACCAGGUAUAGCAGCCCAGUGGACAUGCUGGGAGUGGUGCUGGCCAAGAAGUGCCAGACCUUAGUCAGUGAUGUGGACUACAAGAACUACCUGCACCAGUGGACGUGCCUGCCUGAUCAGAAUGACGUCAUCCACGCUCGGCAGGCCUAUGACCUCCAGAGUGACAAUUUGUACAAGUCAGAUCUCCAGUGGUUGAGAGGCAUUGGCUGGGUUCCCAUCGGCUCUUUGGAUGUAGAAAAAUGCAAAAGGGCAACUGAAAUUUUGAGUGAAAAAAUCUAUCGCCAGUCUCCAGACAAAUUUAAAUUUACCAGUGUGACUGAUUCUCUGGAACAAGUGUUGGCCAAGAAUAACGCCAUCACCAUGAACAAGCGUUUAUACACCGAGGCCUGGGACAAAGACAAGACUCAAAUUCAUAUAAUGCCUGAUACCCCAGAAAUCAUGUUGGCAAGGCAGAACAAACUUAACUACAGUGAGAGUCUGUAUAAACUUGCUAAUGAAGAAGCGAAGAAGAAAGGCUAUGACUUGAGAAGCGAUGCUAUUCCAAUCGUGGCUGCUAAGGCCUCCCGGGAUAUUGCCAGUGAUUACAAGUACAAAGAUGGUUACCGCAAGCAGCUGGGCCAUCACAUCGGGGCCCGGGACAUUAAGGAUGACCCCAAGAUGAUGUGGUCCAUGCAUGUGGCCAAGAUCCAGAGUGACAGGGAGUACAAGAAGGACUUUGAGAAGUGGAAAACCAAGUAUUCCAGCCCAGUGGACAUGCUGGGAGUGGUGCUGGCCAAGAAGUGCCAGACCUUAGUCAGUGAUGUGGACUAUAAGAACUAUCUACACCAGUGGACGUGCCUGCCUGACCAGAAUGAUGUCAUCCAUGCUCGACAGGCCUAUGACCUCCAGAGUGACAAUGUCUAUAAAUCAGACCUCCAGUGGCUAAAAGGCAUUGGCUGGGUCCCCCUCGGGUCUCUGGAGCAGGUCAAAUGCAAGAGAGCUGCAGAGAUACUGAGUGACAACCUCUACCGCCAGUCCCCAGACAAGCUGAAAUUUACCAGUGUGACUGAUUCCCUGGAACAGGUGCUAGCCAAGAACAAUGCCAUCACCAUGAACAAGCGCUUAUACACAGAAGCCUGGGACAAAGACAAGACACAAAUCCACAUCAUGCCUGAUACUCCUGAAAUUAUGUUGGCAAGGCAAAAUAAAAUAAAUUAUAGUGAGAGCCUUUAUCGCCAAGCAAUGGAAGAAGCCAAGAAAGAGGGCUACGACUUGAGAAGUGAUGCCAUUCCUAUUGUGGCUGCCAAGGCCUCCCGGGACAUUGCCAGUGAUUACAAAUACAAAGAAGCUUAUCGUAAGCAGUUGGGUCACCAUAUUGGUGCCCGAGCGAUACACGAUGAUCCCAAGAUGAUGUGGUCCCUCCACAUUGCCAAAGUGCAGAGUGACCGUGAGUACAAAAAGGAAUUUGAGAAAUACAAGACCAGGUACAGCAGCCCAGUGGACAUGCUUGGUAUCGUUUUGGCUAAGAAAUGUCAGACCUUGGUCAGUGAUGUGGACUAUAAACAUCCUCUGCAUGAAUGGACUUGCUUGCCUGACCAGAAUGACAUCAUCCAGGCUCGGAAAGCUUACGACCUCCAGAGUGAUAAUCUGUAUAAAGCAGACCUUGAUUGGAUGAAGGGCAUUGGCUGGGUUCCAAUUGGCUCCUUGGAAGUUGUUAAAGCCAAGAGAGCCACAGAGAUACUGAGUGAUAAUCUCUACCGUCAGCGUCCAGACACAAUGAAGUUUACAAGCAUAACUGAUUCUCUGGAGCAGGUGCUGGCAAAGAACAAUGCUAUAACCAUGAAUAAGCGCUUAUAUACUGAAGCUUGGGACAAAGAUAAGAAAACAAUCCAUGUCAUGCCUGAUACACCAGAAAUUAUGUUAGCCAAGUUCAACCAAAUAAACUAUAGUGAUAAACUCUAUAAACUUGCUUUGGAAGAGUCCAAGAAGGAAGGCUAUGACUUGCGUUUGGAUGCCAUUCCAAUUCAAGCAGCCAAGGCAUCAAGAGAUAUUGCUAGCGAUUACAAAUAUAAGGAAGGCUACCGCAAGCAGCUCGGUCAUCACAUCGGGGCCCGGGACAUUAAGGAUGACCCCAAGAUGAUGUGGUCCAUACAUGUAGCCAAAAUCCAGAGUGACAGAGAAUAUAAGAAAGACUUUGAGAAGUGGAAGACCAAGUAUUCCAGCCCAGUGGACAUGUUGGGGAUAGUGCUCGCCAAGAAGUGCCAGAUCCUUGUAAGCGACAUAGACUACAAACAUCCUCUACAUGAGUGGACCUGUCUGCCUGACCAGAAUGAUGUCAUCCAGGCUCGGAAGGCAUAUGACCUUCAGAGUGAUGCUAUUUACAAAGCUGAUCUUGAGUGGCUAAGAGGCAUCGGAUGGGUGCCUAUUGGUUCUGUAGAAGUCGAGAAGGUGAAGAGAGCUGGGGAAAUCCUGAGUGACAGGAAGUACCGUCAGCCUGCAGACCAGCUCAAAUUCACAUGCAUUACAGACACCCCAGAAAUUGUCCUGGCAAAGAAUAAUGCCCUGACAAUGAGUAAGCAUUUAUAUACAGAAGCUUGGGAUGCUGACAAAACCUCCAUCCAUGUGAUGCCAGACACUCCAGAAAUCUUGCUGGCCAAGAGCAACUCUGCCAAUAUCAGCCAAAAACUUUACACCAAGGGAUGGGAUGAAUCAAAGAUGAAGGAUUAUGAUCUGAGUGCUGAGGCUGUUUCCAUCAAAAGUGCCAAGGCAUCCAGGGACAUCGCUAGUGAUUACAAAUACAAGGAAGCAUAUGAGAAACAGAAGGGCCACCACAUUGGAGCCCAGAGCAUUGAAGAUGACCCCAAGAUUAUGUGUGCCAUACAUGCAGGGAAGAUUCACAGUGAACGAGAAUACAAGAAGGAUUUCCAGAAGUGGAAGACCAAGUUCUCCAGCCCAGUGGACAUGUUAGGUAUCUUACUGGCCAAGAAAUGUCAGACUCUGGUCAGUGAUGUUGAUUACCGAAAUAUCCUGCAUCAUUGGACAUGCUUACCUGAUCAAAACGACAUUAUCCAAGCAAAGAAGGCCUAUGAUCUUCAAAGUGAUGCGAUCUACAAGGCUGACUUGGAGUGGUUGCGUGGCAUUGGCUGGCUGCCUGAAGGCUCUCCCGAAGUACUGAGGGUCAAAAAUGCCCAGGAGAUCCUACGAGACAGUGUGUACCGGACACCUGUGGUGAACCUCAAGUACACAAGUAUUGUUGACACACCUGAAGUUGUCCUUGCCAAAUCCAAUGCUGAAAAUAUAAGUAUUCCAAGGUACCGAGAACUUUGGGACAAAGAUAAAACUUCAAUCCACAUAAUGCCAGAUACUCCAGAAAUUAACCUUGCUAGAGCCAACGCUCUUAAUGUUAGCAAUAAAGUUUACCGUGAAGGUUGGGAUGAAGUCAAGAUGAGUUGUGAUGUCCGGCUGGAUGCCAUCCCUAUCCAGGCUGCCAAGGCCUCCAGGGAGAUUGCCAGUGAUUAUAAAUACAAGCUUGACCAUGAGAAGCAGAAAGGACACUAUGUGGGCACUCUCACAGCCCGGGAUGACAACAGGAUCCGCUGGGCCCUCAUAGCUGGCAAGGUUCAGAAUGAAAGAGAGUACAGGCUGCCAUGGACCAAAUGGAAGACGAAGUUCCAAAGUCCUGUGGAUAUGCUCUCCAUCUUGCACUCUAAAAAAUGUCAGACGCUGGUCAGCGAUAUUGAUUAUCGUAAUUACCUUCACCAAUGGACAUGCAUGCCAGACCAAAAUGAUGUGAUUCAGGCCAAGAAAGCCUAUGAGCUGCAAAGUGACGCUGUGUACAAGGCCGACUUGGAAUGGUUACGUGGGAUUGGGUGGAUGCCAAAUGACUCUGUUUCCGUCAAUCAUGCCAAACAUGCUGCAGAUAUCUUCAGUGAGAAAAAAUAUCGCACAAAGAUAGAAACUCUCAACUUUACUCCUGUGGAUGACAGAGUUGAUUAUGUGACAGCAAAACAAAGUGGUGAGAUCCUAAAUGAUAUUAAAUACAGGAAACAUUGGAAUGACACAAAAUCGAAGUACACCCUCACAGAAACCCCUCUGCUACACACUGCCCAGGAGGCAGCUCGGAUACUGGACCAGUAUCUCUACAAAGAAGGCUGGGAGAAACAAAAAGCCACAGGUUACAUUUUGCCUCCGGAUGCAAUCCCAUUUGUUCAUGCCCAUCACUCUGGUGAUGUCCAAAGCGAGCUGAAAUACAAAGCUGAACAUGUAAAGCAAAAAGGUCAUUAUGUUGGUGUUCCAACCAUGAGAGAUGAUCCUAAACUGGUUUGGUUUGAACAUGCAGGCCAGAUUCAGAAUGAUAGACUAUAUAAAGAGGACUAUCAUAAAACAAAGACCAAAAUCAACAUACCUGCUGAUAUGGUAUCAGUCUUGGCCGCCAAACAGGGGCAGAGCCUUGUCAGUGAUAUUGAUUACCGUAAUUACCUUCACCAAUGGAUAUGUCAUCCUGACCAAAAUGAUGUUAUUCAGGCAAGGAAGGCCUAUGACCUACAAAGUGACAAUGUCUACAAAGCUGACCUGGAGUGGCUCCGAGGCAUUGGCUGGAUUCCCCUGGAUUCUGUGGACUAUGUGAGAGUCACUAAGAACCAGGAAAUGGUGAAUCAGAUAAAAUAUAAGAAAGAUGCUCUUGACAACUAUCCUAAUUUCACAAGUGUGGUGGACCCUCCAGAGAUUGUUUUAGCCAAGAUUAACUCAGUCAAUCAAAGUGAUGUGAAAUAUAAAGAAACAUUUAAUAAAGAAUUAAGGGGCAAGUAUAUAUUUUCUCCAGAUACACCACAUAUCACCCACUCCAAAGACAUGGGAAAGCUCUAUAGUACCAUACUAUAUAAAGGCGCAUGGGAAGGAACCAAGGCCUAUGGUUAUACCUUGGAUGAACGCUAUAUUCCCAUCGUUGGCGCCAAGCAUGCUGACUUUGUGAACAGUGAGCUUAAAUACAAAGAGACAUAUGAGAAGCAGAAGGGUCACUACCUGGCUGGAAAAGAAAUCAGUGAAUUCCCUGGCGUGGUUCAUUCUUUGGAUUUCCAAAAGAUGAGGAGUGCGUUGAACUACAGAAGAGAUUAUGAGGACACCAAAGCAAAUGUUCAUAUCCCCAAUGAUAUGAUGAACCAUGUGUUGGCUAAAAAGUGCCAGUAUAUCCUCAGUGACCUGGAAUACCGAAACUACUUCCACCAAUGGACAUCUCUUCCAGAAGAACCCAACAUUAUAAGGGCCCGAAAUGCACAAGAGAUCUUGAGUGAUAAUGUGUAUAAAGAUGACUUGAAUUGGCUGAAAGGCAUUGGAUGCUAUGUUUGGGACACACCCCAGAUCCUCCAUGCCAAGAAAUCAUAUGACCUACAGAGUCAGAUACAAUACACAGCAGCUGGUAAAGAAAAUCUACAAAAUUACAAUCUAGUGACAGAUACCCCAGUUUAUGUGACUGCUCUGCAAAGUGGCAUUAAUGCCAGUGAGGUGAAAUAUAAAGAAAAUUAUCAUAAAAUUAAGGACAAAUAUACAACGGUCCUAGAAACAGUGGAUCAUGACAGAAUCAAGAAUCUGAAGAAUCUAUAUAGCAGUAACCUGUACAAGGAUGCCUGGGAGAAAGUGAAAGCCACCAGCUACAUCCUCCCAACCAACAGUGUGUCCAUGACACAUGCUAAGAACCAGAAACAUAUGGCCAGCAUUAUCAAAUAUCGGGAGGAAUAUGAAAAGUUCAAAGCUCUUUAUACUUUACCAAAAAGUGUUGAAGAUGAUCCAAACACAGCCCGGUGUCUCAGAGUUGGCAAAUUAAACAUUGAUCGUCUAUACAGAUCAGUUUAUGAAAACAACAAGAUGAAAAUCCACAUCGUGCCCGACAUGGUAGAAAUGGUUACUGCUAAGGAUUCUCAGAAGAAAGUCAGUGAAGUUGAUUACCGCCUGCAUCUCCAUGAGUGGAUUUGCCACCCUGACUUGCAAAUCAAUGAUCACGUGAGGAGAGUCACCGAUCAGAUCAGUGAUAUUGUGUACAAGGAUGACCUCAAUUGGCUGAAAGGCAUUGGUUGCUAUGUCUGGGACACUCCUGAAAUUCUCCAUGCCAAACAUGCUUAUGAUCUUCGCAAUGAUAUUAAGUACAAAGCUCAUGUACAGAAAACAAGGAAUGACUACAAGCUGGUCACUGAUACACCUGUCUAUGUCCAGGCUGUCAAAAGUGGGAAACAACUGAGUGAUGCUGUCUACCACUAUGACUACGUGCGCAGUGUCAGAGGCAAAGUGGCUCCAACUACAAAAACAGUGGAUCUGGACCGGGCCCUUCAUGCAUACAAGCUGCAGAGUGAGAAUCUGUACCGAAGGCCUGGCCUGCGCUACCUGCCCACAGGAUAUAGGCUUCCAGUUGAUACACCACACUUCAAACAUACCAAAGACACCCAAUACAUGAGCAGUUAUUUCAAGUACAAAGAAGCUUAUGAACACAUCAAGGCAAAUGGGUACACUCUUGGCCCCAAUGAUGUUCCAUUUGUCAAUGUCCGGAGAGUCAAUAAUGUCACCAGUGAGAGAUUGUAUCGACAGUUGUACCACAAACUGAAAGACAAGAUUCACACAACUCCAGACACACCUGAAAUCCGCCAAGUCAAGAAGACACAAGAGGCUGUCAGUGAGUUGAUCUACAAAUCAGACUUCUUCAAGAUGCAGGGUCACCUGAUCUCACUGCCAUACACACCACAAGUGAUCCAUUGUCGCUACGUGGGAGACAUCACCAGUGAUUCUAAUUACCUGUAUACUGAUAAUGCAAGGAAGAUGCGUGACAAGUACCAAGUAGUCCUUGACACUCCGGAAUACAGAAAAGUGCAGGAACUGAAGACACAUCUGAGUGAGCUGGUGUACAGAGCUGCAGGCAAGAAGCAGAAGUCCAUCUUCACUUCAGUUCCAGAUACUCCUGAUCUUCUAAGAGCCAAGCAAGGGCAGAAGCUUCAGAGUCAGUAUCUGUAUGUUGAACUUGCCACUAAAGAGAGACCCCAUCAUCAUGCUGGAAACCAGACCACAGCUUUGAAGCAUGCUAAAGAUGUAAAGGACAUGGUCAGCGAGAAAAAGUACAAGACUCAGUAUGAAAAGAUGAAAGACAAGUAUACCCCAGUUCCAGAUACACCAAUCCUCAUCAGAGCCAAGAAAGCCUACUGGAACGCCAGUGAUCUCCGCUACAAAGAAACAUUUCAAAAGACCAAAGGGAAAUACCACACUGUGAAGGAUGCCCUGGACAUUGUCUACCAUCGCAAAGUCACAGACGACAUUAGUAAAGUCAAAUACAAGGAGAACUACAUGAGUCAGUUGGGAAUCUGGAGGUCCAUUCCUGAUCGCCCAGAACAUUUCCACCAUCGGGCAGUUACUGAUGCAGUCAGUGAUGUGAAAUAUAAAGAAGAUCUGACUUGGCUUAAAGGCAUUGGUUGCUAUGCCUAUGAUACUCCUGACUUCACUCUGGCUGAAAAGAACAAGACUCUCUACAGCAAGUAUAAAUAUAAAGAGAUAUUUGAAAGGACAAAGUCCAAUUUCAAGUACGUCGCUGAUUGUCCAAUCAAUCAGCAUUUCAAGUAUGCGACUCAGUUGAUGAAUGAGAAAAAAUACAGAGCUGAUUAUGAGAAGCGGAAAGAUAAAUACCAGCUGGUAGUCGAUGAGCCUAGACAUCUGCUGGCUAAGAUGGCAGGCGACCAGAUCAGCCAGAUCCAGUACAGGAAAAAAUAUGAAAAAUCAAAGGACAAAUUUACCUCAAUUGUGGAUACUCCAGAACACCUUCGUACUACAAAAGUCAACAAACAAAUCAGUGAUAUACUAUAUAAAUUGGAAUACAACAAGGCCAAACCCAGAGGCUACACCACAAUCCAUGAUACACCCAUGUUGCUGCAUGUCCGCAAGGUCAAAGAUGAAGUCAGUGAUCUGAAAUACAAAGAAGUUUAUGAAAGAAAUAAGUCCAACUGCACCAUUGAGCCAGAUGCUGUUCAUAUUAAAGCAGCCAAAGAUGCCUACAAAGUCAAUACCAAUCUAGACUACAAGAAGCAGUAUGAAGCCAGCAAAGCCUACUGGAAGUGGAUCCCUGACCGACCAGACUUCAUCCAGGCUGCCAAGUCCUCCCUACAACAAAGCGAUUUUGAAUAUAAGCUGGACCGAGAGUUCCUCAAGGGUUGCAAGCUUUCUGUCACUGAUGAUAAAGAUAUGGUGCUGGCUCUGAGGAAUUCCUUAAUAGAAAGUGAUUUGAAAUACAAAGAGAAACAUGUCAAGGAAAGAGGAACCUGUCAUGCUGUGCCUGACACCCCUCAGAUCCUUCUGGCAAAGACUGUCAGCUCUCUGGUGUCCGAGAACAAGUACAAGGACUACGUCAAGAAGCACUUGGCCCAGGGGUCAUACACGACACUACCAGAGACCCCAGACACUAUUCGUGUCAAGAAAGUGACCAAGCACGUCAGUGAUACAAAUUACAAAAAGAAGUUUGUCAAAGAAAAAGGGAAAUCCAACUACUCCAUCAUGCUGGAACCCCCAGAUGUGAAGCAUGCUAUGGAAGUGGCCAAGAAGCAGAGCAAUGUUGCUUAUAAAAAAGAUGCCAAAGAAAACCUGCACUACACCACAGUGGCCGAUCGACCAGACAUCAAGAAGGCAACACAGGCAGCCAAACAGGCCAGUGAAGUGGAGUAUAGAGCUAAGCACCGCAAGGAAGGCAGCCAUGGGCUAAGCAUGCUUGGUCGCCCAGACAUUGAAAUGGCCAAGAAAGCAGCCAAGCUGAGCAGCCAGGUUAAAUACAGAGAAAACUUCAACAAAGAGAAGGGCAAAACACCGAAGUACAAUCCUAAAGACAGCCAGCUGUACAAAGUCAUGAAAGAUGCUAAUAAUCUUGCCAGCGAGGUUAAAUAUAAAGCUGACCUGAAGAAACUUCACAAACCUGUGACUGAUAUGAAAGAAUCUCUGAUAAUGAAUCACGUCCUAAAUACAAGCCAACUUGCGAGUUCUUACCAGUACAAGAAGAACUACGAGAAGAGUAAAGGCCACUACCACACAAUACCAGAUAAUCUGGAGCAGCUUCACCUGAAGGAGGCCACAGAAUUACAGAGUUUAGUGAAAUACAAAGAAAAGUAUGAAAAGGAACGAGGAAAACCCAUGUUGGACUUUGAAACUCCAACAUACCUUACCGCCAAAGAGUCUCAGCAGAUGCAAAGUGGGAAAGAAUAUAGGAAAGAAUAUGAAGAGUCCAUUAAAGGCAGAAACCUGACGGGUCUGGAGGUCACACCAGCUCUGCUACAUGUCAAAUAUGCAACCAAAAUAGCCAGCGAGAAAGAGUACAGGAAGGAUUUGGAGGAAAGCAUUCGUGGGAAGGGUCUCACUGAAAUGGAAGAUACACCUGACAUGUUAAGAGCAAAGAAUGCCACUCAAAUCCUCAAUGAGAAAGAAUAUAAGAGAGAUCUGGAGCUGGAGGUCAAAGGAAAAGGCCUGAAUACCAUGGCCAAUGAAACUCCCGACUUUUUGAGGGCCAGAAAUGCCACUGAUAUUGCCAGUCAGAUUAAGUACAAGCAAUCAGCUGAAAUGGAAAAAGCCAAUUUCACUUCUGUGGUUGAUACUCCAGAAAUAAUUCAUGCUCAACAAGUCAAGCACCUUUCAAGCCAGAAAAAGUACAAGGAAGAUGCAGAGAAGUCCAUGUCAUAUUAUGAGACAGUCUUGGAUACUCCAGAAAUGCAGAGAGUCCGGGAGAACCAAAAGAACUUCAGCCUUCUUCAAUACCAGUGUGAUCUUAAAAACAGUAAAGGAAAAAUUACAGUUGUUCAAGACACACCAGAAAUACUGCGUGUUAAAGAAAAUCAAAAGAAUUUCAGCUCGGUUUUAUAUAAAGAGGAUGUCUCACCAGGAACUGCAAUUGGAAAGACACCAGAGAUGAUGAGAGUGAAGCAAACACAGGAUCACAUCAGCUCGGUGAAAUAUAAGGAAGCUGUUGGACAAGGAACCCCAAUCCCUGACCUGCCUGAAGUGAAACGUGUCAAGGAGACACAGAAGCAUAUCAGCUCGGUUAUGUACAAAGAAAAUUUGGGAACAGGCACCCCAACCCCUAUCACUCCAGAGAUUGAAAGAGUCAAACGCAAUCAAGAGAACUUUAGCUCGGUUUUGUACAAAGAAAAUUUGGGGAAAGGAACCCCAACACCUAUCACUCCAGAGAUGGAGAGAGUGAAACGCAAUCAAGAGAACUUUAGCUCGGUGUUAUACAAAGAAAAUAUGGGCAAGGGGACUCCUUUACCUGUCACUCCAGAGAUGGAGAGAGUCAAACACAAUCAAGAAAACAUUAGCUCGGUUUUGUACAAAGAAAAUGUGGGAAAAGCCACUCCAACCCCCAUGACUCCAGAGAUGCAAAGAGUCAAACGCAAUCAAGAGAACAUUAGCUCGGUUUUAUACAAGGAGAACCUGGGGAAAGCAACCCCCACACCCUUUACUCCUGAGAUGGAACGAGUGAAACGCAAUCAAGAAAACUUUAGCUCGGUGUUAUACAAAGAGAAUAUGCGAAAAGCCACUCCGACACCUGUCACUCCAGAGAUGGAGAGAGCUAAGCGCAACCAAGAAAACAUUAGCUCGGUCCUUUACUCUGAUAGCUUCCGGAAACAAAUACAAGGCAAAGCUGCCUAUGUGUUAGACACCCCAGAAAUGAGACGAGUAAGGGAGACCCAACGCAACAUCUCCACAGUUAAGUAUCAUGAAGACUUUGAGAAACACAAGGGUUGCUUCACACCCGUGGUGACAGACCCUAUCACUGAAAGGGUGAAGAAGAACACACAGGACUUCAGUGACAUUAACUACCGAGGUAUUCAGAGAAAAGUGGUAGAAAUUGGACAAAAACGGAAUGACCAGGAUCAGGAGACUGUUACAGGUUUACGAGUCUGGCGUACUAAUCCUGGCUCCGUUUUUGACUAUGAUCCAGCAGAAGACAACAUUCAAUCCCGAAGCUUACACAAGAUCAAUGUCCAAGCUCAGCGACGGAGCCGCGAGCAGUCACGAUCUGCCAGUGCGCUGAGCAUCAGCGGCGGCGAGGAGAAGUCUGAACACUCGGAUGCCGCCGACCUCCACCUCUCCACCUACAGCGAAGGGGGUGUCUUCUUCUCCGCCACCUCAGCAGCUUAUAAACAUGCAAAGACCACAGAGCUCCCACAACAACGAUCCUCUUCGGUUGCCACCCAACAGACGACAGUAUCCUCUAUCCCAUCUCAUCCGUCUACUGCUGGAAAAAUCUUCCGUGCCAUGUAUGACUACAUGGCUGCUGAUGCAGAUGAGGUGUCCUUCAGAGAUGGAGAUGCUAUUGUCAACGUUCAAGCUAUUGAUGAAGGUUGGAUGUAUGGCACUGUACAGAGGACUGGCAGGACCGGCAUGCUCCCAGCCAACUAUGUUGAAGCUAUUUAGGCAGUUUUGAGUAUCAUGCUGUUUGCAGGGUCUGUGGCUCCUGCAGUAUUUCAGUAUAGACUCUUAAUUAUUGCCAAAUUGUCAAACUGCCUAGUGGUCUUUCUGCAUCAAUAUGAUUCAUGUUUGUACCAUUCUGUAAUUUGUUUCUAUCUGAAUCCCAACAACUCCCCAGGAAAACAAAUGUUAAUAUCACUACUCAACUCAAUUAUUAAGUUGAAUUUACUUUCUCAUUACUUCCUGGACUUACACAUAAAACUUAGGAGACAUUCAACCUAUGUAAGUUCAUUAUUUUUAAAUUGUCAUAAUCAACAUUUCCUUUGAGUUUUAAAAUCAGUGAAAUUUCUGAAGAUAUUUUACUGAGGAUCUUUCUUUAUGGUGAAAAUGUUUAACAUUAAUUCUCAACUAAAACAAGGAUUCUGAACACGUCAAACACAUUAAACGAGAAAAGCAAGGAUAUUUGUUCACAUUUUCCUUGCUUACUAAAUGCUGAUGCUUUUAUUUAUAACCCAGUUCUGAAGUUAUAAAGCCGAUAGUUAAUAUAAACUGGUGAUGUUAGGUUAAUAACAUGGUUAACUAAUAAAACUAUAAAUCUGCA
Condylura cristata (star-nosed mole) is the source of this 20563-nucleotide messenger RNA. It is a transcript of the gene NEB, whose product is annotated as nebulin. The transcript is spliced from 147 exons. The record is from RefSeq and is a predicted model, not a curated record. The coding region runs from base 55 to 19968 and encodes 6637 amino acids. Gene Ontology annotation, molecular function: actin filament binding. Lineage: Eukaryota; Metazoa; Chordata; Mammalia; Eulipotyphla; Talpidae. Gene Ontology annotation, cellular component: Z disc. Gene Ontology annotation, biological process: cardiac muscle thin filament assembly.